AUGCACUCAUUCCUCGCUGUUGCACCCUACCGCGCUCCUGGCCAGGAGUUCACCCAUCGUUAUCUACUCGCCAAACUCUCGACCUCGACGGAGCAGAUGCCUUCAAAAGCUUUUCGCCACGCACCGAGCCUUGCGGGAUAUCUGUGUGAAGAUGAUCACCCUGCCACCUUAGUCCGUGAAUCCCGUCGCUGUGAACCAGACGGAACAAACAUGCGCAUCUUAUCAGUCUCUUCAAACAAUGCCAGCUUGCAAAGCACAUCGCACGGAAAAGCGCUUGCGACAAUAUACGUUGGCACCUUUGACCUCGCGAACAGCGGGGUGUUGGUGAGCUACAGCUUCUUCGAACUCAGCAGAACUUCUAUUGACGUUCAUAGGCUCAGGCGAGAGGCACACUUCGAUCUAUUCGAGAUCUCCACCUUGCAAAUCGUCAAGUACCCCUUUGUCUCGAACCUAGCAAACUAUGUCAACGCCCUGCCUUCAAAGGAUAGCCAGACUGAGGAGUAUGACCGGAAAAAAUAUACUCAUCUUUUUCGUGGACCGUGGUGUUGGAGCUUCUUCACUUCCAUGGACGAGAUGAUUUCAGUCGUGACCAAUCGAACCAUGACGACGCCAUCCUCUUUAAAUACCGUCCACGGGCAAGAUAAUGAAACGGUGCCACGGGAAGACGUACUAGGGGUGGAGACGGGGACAUCGUGACGGAGGCGACUUGAAGUUCCAACCAUGUUUAGGCAGGCACGGUACCUUCAAAUUCCUGAAGCUGGUCAUCCUUACUUCAUCCUCCCAUCCCGUUUUGAUAUCAAUCAUGAACGCCUCGUGAGUAUGUGUUCUAUUACUGAUGAUGGAUGAGUUCAUGCAAGCUCUCUGCGAGGAAAGGCUGUCCAUCAAGAUUAUUCGACAUUACAUAAUACAAAGUUCGUCGUCAUCAUGUAUCAUGAAUCAUGAUAACAAUCGACUGGCUCCAGAACUUCAAAUUUCAAUGCAUGUCAUAUUCAAAUUGAUACUACGUCACAGCGUUCCUUCACACCCUCUUGCGC
Messenger RNA from Suillus fuscotomentosus, 1034 nucleotides. RefSeq lists its product as uncharacterized. The transcript has 3 exons. NCBI's taxonomy places the organism in Eukaryota, Fungi, Basidiomycota, Agaricomycetes, Boletales, Suillaceae. The record is from RefSeq and is a predicted model, not a curated record. Bases 1 to 696 code for a protein of 231 amino acids.